This is a messenger RNA of Syzygium oleosum, 854 nucleotides long. RefSeq lists its product as uncharacterized. Lineage: Eukaryota; Viridiplantae; Streptophyta; Magnoliopsida; Myrtales; Myrtaceae. Bases 175 to 591 code for a protein of 138 amino acids. The record is from RefSeq and is a predicted model, not a curated record. The transcript has 2 exons.
CCUGCAUUUUGUAGCUCUCUUAUGUCCCCAUCCCUCCAUGGCCCCAUUCUGUCAUAACCCUUUUGCCUCUAGUCAUGUCCUUUCGUUAGCUUAGCUGCUCCCAUCUCAAUCCGAGCUCCUCCACCUUUCAUCUCCGAUCCAGAGUUUUCAUAUUCCAUACCUGAAAAAGCGAGGAUGAACAGUUACUCCAAGAUGAAAGCUUUCGGAACCCACAAGUCGAGAUCUGUGGACUUCUCAGAGCUGUUGCCAUCAUUUCCUGCUCAAACUCCAAAACCCGUCGCGAAGGCGGGCGUCGAGGAAGCAAGACCCGAAGACAGUUCUUGCUCAGAGAAAGAGAAGGAUGACUACUCAGAUGGAGAAAGAUUCGGGGUGAUCCUCGGUAGAAGCAGCUCGGUCUCCACCGCUUCCGACAGAUUCAGGUGGAUGACGAGGAAGGCAGUAUGGAGGGAAUGGGAUCUGCCAAGAAGAAGAAGAACAGGGGAGUCAAUAUCUUUAAAGCCUGCAAGCGGCUUCUGGGACUCUAAGGUUAUUUAUCUGGACGCGAUGAAUGUGCAACUUUUCUUUAAGUCCCUAGCGUGUAUUAAGACUUAGAGGCUCUUUGUCCUCCUAGUUCAGCUGAUGAGGCAGACCAAUGGUUUUGCUGCUUCAGUGUCUUGCUGCAUCCCCAAGACCGCAUGCUCUAAGUCUGCACUAUCAUCAUAAACUGUUCGUUUCGGCAGUUACUAGUGUAUUUCACUAUGCAAAAUAGUGAAUUUACGAGGGUAUUUCAUUUUGCAAACCUCAAGGCUGAAUCAAGUUUCUCCGAGAUAUCACAUAAAGAUGUUGAGCAAUAUACAUGUUUCGUUGUUUGGCCA